AUGCCUGCCAGGAAGCGCGCCCGUCAGGAAGUCGAGCAGGAGGAACAACUGCCGAAUCAGGAGCCCACCAAGCUCGAGAAGCUGCGCAACACCUGGGAGUUUGCAAGUCUUGUCCAAUACAUCUACACCUUUGGCAAUGUCGUCAAGAUCGACGAGGAUAUCGACGUCGAUGAGCUCGAGGCAGAAUGCCUAACGCCCACGCCGUCUGAAAAGCUCGCGCAAAUCGGCCUAGCUCUGCUCAAAUAUGUAUCGUCGCACAAGGGACUAACCUUGGAAAUCUUCGACGAGUAUGCGCGCCGCCAGUACGUUGCCAAGGCGCCUCAGCGCAACCCCUUCGGAGUCGACGAGGAGCCUAGGAAGUUCAACGACAUGGACACCUUCACCAAAAUUCGUAUCCUCCAGCAGCUUUCCACCUGGACCCUCGGCAACGCCGAUCGCAUACGUGAGAAGAUGCCGGAGCAGAAGGACACUGAACAGACAAACUGGCGCGUCGAAGCAUUUGGAUGGGACAAGGAAGAUCGGACUUACUUUGUUCUCGAUGACGAUCGCCUAUACCGCCGUACGGAUCCGCCUUUGCCCGCUGCCCCGCCGACAAAGUCCAGGUCGAAAUCGAAGGCCAAGCCUAAGAAAGCCAAGGGCACCCGAGCAAGCAAGCGAAGGAGACUGUCCACAUCACCUUUAGAAAGUGAUGUGGAGCAGGAGGAAGACAAUGCGCAGGAUACUUCUGCACAAGAGGAGGACACAUUUGGCGGUAUGAAGUGGGAGUGUAUUGCCGUCACACUGGAAGACUACAACGGGUUUGUCGAAUCGAUCCGCAAGAGCAAAGACCCAAAUGAGAAAGGACUCGUGAAGCGCUUGCAGGUCGAGGUCCUACCCAUCAUCGAGAAGAAGGCUGAGCAACAGCGGCAAAAGGCCCUAAGAAAGCAAAGGGAGCUGGAGAAUCUCGAGAAACUGGCGAAUGCAAAGCGGUCCAGCAGAAUCGCAGGCCGCGUGGAGAAGCAAAAAGAACAAGAGGCUGCUGUUGAAGCCGAGCGCAAGCGUACAUCCGACCUUGAGAUGGCUAAGAAGGAGCAAGAGAAGCAGAAGCAGAUGGAGGAGGCACGAGAAUCACGCAUGAUGACCCGCGAGCAGCGCUUGAAAGAACGUGAAGUGAGGCGCAUACUUCACGAAGAAGAAUUGAAAAAGCUGCGGGAGAAUAGCGAGAAAGCAGAAACCAACGAAAUGCGGAUGUCCGAACGCCAUCUAAAGGCCGAGAUGGAAAGACGUCAGAGAGAACUGGAGCAGAUGGCGCAGGAGGAGGAAAACUGGAUCUUCGAUUGCGCCGUCUGUGGGGUUCAUGGCGAAAACCUAGAUGAUGGAUCCCACAGCAUCGCAUGCGAGAGAUGCAACGUCUGGCAACAUAGUGCGUGCCAUGGAAUUGCUAAAGCGACAGCAGAAAGGGACGACUUCCACUUCGUCUGCUCGGAUUGCAAGCGUAAAGCAGAAGAGGCUGCGAGACCCAAGCUACCACCCCUUAAGUUCAAGAUUGGCGCUUCGCCUAAGCCGGACGCCUCUGCCUCAGAGUCGGCGGUUACACUUCCGCCAGACCAUACUGAACCUCCCGGUGCCGUCCCUCUUUCCGGUCAGCCGUCGCAGCCAGCACGGCCCCCGCAAGCAGCCCCACUGCACCCACCGCCGGCAAAUGGUAUCCUGAAUGGUCCAAGCCUAUCGCCUCAUGGCCAAACCUCCGGUCCAUCUGGAAUGAUUCAUGCAGGCUCCAGUUAUGGGUCCGCGCACAGCACGCCCUCUCAAGCUCCACUGCCGCCAGUACCAUCACUACACACCGUAAACGCACCGUCCAUUCCGCCACCACGUUUCACAGCCGGUGGUCAAAGUGGACACCACGUUAUGGCGGGUACUCCUAGCUGGCACCGCUCACCCCCAUCUCAGAAUCCACCUCAUGGACAGAGCAACGGGCAUCCUCUGAACGCAUCGUCCAUUUCAUCUCCAAGUAAACCGCUGACGCAUAACCCGUCACCGAAUAGCCCUUCGUCGGGCUAUGGGGCUCAAUCACCAUCGAAGCCGAGCCCAGCUGCGAUUGAGAAACGUCCCAUGUCUUCGGGAUACGGCGCCCCAUCACCAUCAAAGUCCGCGUCCGCGUCCUCACCAUACCAGGCCAACGGGCACCCUAUGACAGCCCCCUUCUCUAGCCCUGGUGCCUCCUUCCUUCCAGCGCCAAUUCAACGCCCAGCAUUUUCACCGGUAAAACAAGCAUCUUCCCCACCUCAUCCGCAUUCUUCCCCUUUCGUAGAGAACAAUUCCCGCCUUCUGCCCCAAUCGUCGGCUGGAAUUUCGCCGGAGAAGCAUGACGGUGCACCACCUACGGCCCAAGGGCUGUCCGAGGCCCCGAAGCUCCCACCUGUCGCUGCAUUGGCGCCCAGUGCCAACCCGCCCAUAUUGACACCACCCAGCAAGAAGACGCCAGAGAGCUCUCAAGCUGAGCAAAGUGGGCAAACUGCUCCGUCGGCGGCUGUCGGCCAAGCAAGCUCAGGCCCACCGGCCGAGUCUUCAAACGGUCAAUGA
Diplodia corticola is the source of this 2562-nucleotide messenger RNA. RefSeq names its product phd finger domain-containing protein. Lineage: Eukaryota; Fungi; Ascomycota; Dothideomycetes; Botryosphaeriales; Botryosphaeriaceae. The record is from RefSeq and is a predicted model, not a curated record. Gene Ontology annotation, cellular component: RSF complex. Gene Ontology annotation, biological process: regulation of DNA-templated transcription. The transcript has 6 exons. The coding region runs from base 1 to 2562 and encodes 853 amino acids.